CGCUGUGCAGGAAUGUGCGCAAACUUUUACUUCUUUCUGUUGGUCUUCACUUCAGUCGACGUGUUAAAAGUUCGCUAAAUCUCAGCGGCACCGUUGAGUCGCUCGUCGCGGGAGUGUGGAAAGUCAACAUGGCUACUCCCUCCAUGUUCUCGAUGGAGACGUUUCCCAUUGGCGUUUCCUUGAUGGACAACGACCAGAGCCUCAGUGACGUGGCUAGGAAUUCUGCCGCCCCUCAGUUGGUCAUGCUGGCCAACGUGGCGGCGGUGGCAGCAGUGGACGGCUGCGGUGAGGGCAGCGUAGCGGAUGAGAAGGAGAUGAUGGAGCUGAAGACGGUUGGAUGCAGCUACUCGGACAGCGAGGACGAGAGUGUUAUCAGGUACAAUUAUGACAGCGGGAACCCUAGCGAGGUCUGCACCAUGGACUACUCAGAAUCUGUUGACCUUUGCCCUGUGCAGUCACAAAAUGAUGCACAAAAGGACAAAGACAAAGCAGAAGACCUUUCUCAAAACUCGUGCGAGCCCACAGCAUCGCCGGACCCCAAACCCAAAGACGGACCUCCAGGGCGUGUUCCGCCCGAGGCUGCGAAGAAGAAGAAGCCAUUUCACUGUAAACCCUGUCACUUCCAAGCGCACAACGAGAAGGAGUUUGUAGAACAUCUGAGAACGCACGCCGUGAGCAAGAUGAUGGUCGUCAACCGGGUGGAAGGGCGGAGCAAAGCCCCCGAAGCAGAGACGGCGCAGGGUCAGGAUCCAUCGUGUGAGGAGGGGGAGGAAGCCUCGGGGGCCAGCGCUGACAGCAAAGGGCUGAUUCGCUGCGAACGCUGCGGCUAUAACACCAACCGCUACGACCACUAUGUGGCGCACCUCAAACACCACAGCAAGGAGGGUGACGACCACAGGGUGUUCAAGUGCACGUUGUGUGCGUACAGCACGGUCAGUCAGUAUCAUUGGAGGAAACACCUGAGGAACCAUUUCCCCAGCAAACUGCACACGUGCACUCAGUGCUCCUACUUCUCAGACCGCAAGAGCAACUACAUCCAACACAUCCGCACGCACACGGGUGUGCGUCCUUUCCAGUGCCCGUACUGCGAAUACUCCAGCUCCCAGAAAACACACCUGACGAGACACAAGAGGACCCACUCCGGCGAGCGACCUUUCAAGUGCGAGAGCUGCAACUACCUCGCUGCCAACCAGCACGAGGUGACCCGCCACGCCCGCCAGGUCCACAAUGGUCCCAAACCCCUGGCUUGCCCGUACUGCGAAUACAAAACCGCGGACCGCAGCAACUUUAAGAAACACGUGGAGCUUCACCUCAACCCCCGUCAGUUCCUCUGCCCUCUGUGCGAGUACGCCGCCUCCAAGAAGUGCAACCUGCAGUACCACAUCAAGUCACGCCACGCCGGCUGCGAUGUCACCGUGGACGUCUCCAAGGUCAAACUGCGGGUCAAAAAGCACCCCAACGGUGUUGAGGAGACCCCGAGAACGGGAAAAAUGGCAAAACUGUCCAGCAUUGAGGAGGACUUGGAGGCUGAGGAGUCCGCUCCAAGUGAGAAGCCGCCAGAUCCCAUCAAUCUGUCCAUCAGAAAGCGCGGCAAAGCAGGACAGAACGAAGAGCAAGAAGAACCUCCGAGGAAAUGUAAUGGUUCUGCUGAUAAAGCAGCAAAGACAAACAAGUUGGAGAAUGAGAAAACUAUCACAACAAGACAAAAGAAGAUGAAGGAGAACAACGAGGACUUAAGGGGAAAGAAAAGAGUCAAGAAGAUAGCAGCAGAUGUUCCACCUGACCCACAACCAACAAAGGGAGACGGCGAGAAGUGUGAAGUGGGAGGAGCAGUGAGCCAUCAAGCUGGGAAUGAGAGCACCAAGCUGAGAAGGCCCACAGGGAAGACCUCCAAACGAGAAGAACCCACUGACACGCCAGAGCCUCUUGAGAAGAACGUCCAAGAAAACAACAAGAAGAGGAAAGUGGUGGAAGCUCUCGACCUUUCUUCGAAGUCGCCACAUGUGGCGCCUUCUAAAACUCGGCGAGUCAGACCUAGCAAGUCGCCAUCGGCGGCAGCUUGCAAAGACACGAGCGAGGAAGGUGAUGCUGUUGAUGCUCCGCAAGAGUCCACCUUGCCAGCUAAGCGUACCAGGAGAUCUACCAGGAAGACUUCAGUAUGCAGCCAGAAAGGCCAGUCAGGCACGCCGGAUACACCAGAAAGCUCCGCCCACCUUGAAGAGUCAACCCCAACCCUCCAAUGUAAUGCCCCAUCUCAAGUCAACACACCGCUGGAUCAACCCCCGGUCUGGACUAAAGACGUCCCCCCAGAGGUGCAGUCGGCGAAACCAUCCUCACCGCCCGCUGUUGCACUUCCGGCACCGAAAGGCAAGGCGACCGACCCUGAGGACGACGAGGGCGUCCACAGCAGCCACGAAGGCGCCAGCGACAUCAGCGACAGCGCCUCCGAAGGUAGCGUGGACUCGGGCCUCAACAGCAACAGCGCCAACUCCGGAAAAAUGCCCAACGACCCCGAAACGCCCACAGAGGAAAUUCCGACUCCGACUGAGCUCAAAAGUCACAUGUGCAUCUUCUGCGACCGCCAUUUCCCCCUGGAGGUGGACUACCGCCGCCACCUGAACCGUCACCUUGUCAACGUCUACUACAUGGACGCCAUCCAAGGACCUAAGUAACGCCAACGUAGAUCUGGAGAUAGUGAUGAGGUCCUGAAAAGAUGCUGUGACAGCACACGGACCAAUCAGGAACUUUGGACUUCUGACGGAUGCGGAAAAAAUGAACUUUGUUUGCGUUGUUUGACAAUCAGUCUUUAUUUUGUAUCUCCCUUCUAUCUACCUUUAUCUCCCUUCGAGACGUCAACCUGAGCAAUGUGCUUCUAUGCAACAGUUCCACGUGAGUCACUUGUGAAUUUCACUUCCUCCAAAAUCUGCUCUAUUAACGAGCGAUACCGAUACCAACAUGGCAGCCGAUUCCUCACCUGCACGCAGCAGCCACUCCAUCAAACCACAUCCAAUAUCAUAAAUGUGCCCACUUAAGUCAACAGUCGACACGUUGUAGUAUUAUUAGCUUUAUCAUUAUCACUAUGCAGCAUGACAUGACAUACUGUACAUAGCUACUGUCUACACACAGCAUUAAAGCAAAAUAAAAGCAAAUGCAUCCAUUUAAUCACCAUAAGAAAGAUCUGUGCGCGUACUAUUAAUUGUUGCCAAGACAACCGCAGUGCCUCUGUUAAAAAGUGGAAAAUACAUUAAUCCUCUUCAAGCUUUGAAUUUUGCAGAUCCACUUAGCACUUUUUUGAAAGUGUAUUAAUAAAUGGUGCUGUUUCAUGGGGUGACUAUAGGGGUGUUAUUUCAUUUCUUGAGGUCUAUAAAUGUUAAAAAACUGUAUUUAGAAUGUUGUAAACACAAUGAAAAUAUUCCACUUAGAAAUGAGGAACUACUUUACUUUAUGGAAAUUGACAUAUCAGCCAGGUCAGGAAACAACUGACCACGAUCAUCUCAAUUAAAAUGUGCACAGAUGGAGCAAACCCUUGUCAAUAAACUCGACAAUCCUUAAUGAUCGUCCAUUCUCUUCCAAAAUCACACAAAUUAAAUUUCCAGGCAAUGACCAUCUCAAGUUUCCGUUCUGUUGCCAUUUUGAGGGGCGUCUACCUAAACAGGUUCCACUGUAUUAAUAAACUAUCAUUGUGAAUAACCAUUCCCAGCGUUCCCUAACGAAGUGGCUGCUGAGUGUGGAUGGGAUCGGGUAGUUUUGGUUGAAAUGUAUUCUAAGUUUACUGAAAGGUGAAAUUAAUUGAGUCCAUGUAAUGGUUUGUUUAUCUGUUUUUCAUUUUAAUCACUUGCUUUUCAUACGUUUGUCCUUAAAAAAAAUAAAGCACACCAUCAGUGAGCGUCCAUGCUCUCCUGGGAGAGCGUGGCGCAUGCUGGGUCUUAAAGUGA
Molecule: messenger RNA, 3935 nt
Organism: Doryrhamphus excisus (bluestripe pipefish)
Lineage: Eukaryota; Metazoa; Chordata; Actinopteri; Syngnathiformes; Syngnathidae
Gene: rest
Product: RE1-silencing transcription factor
Biological process (GO): positive regulation of transcription by RNA polymerase II
Cellular component (GO): nucleus
Source: RefSeq, a predicted model, not a curated record